This is a messenger RNA of Entamoeba nuttalli P19, 1497 nucleotides long. RefSeq lists its product as hypothetical. The coding region runs from base 1 to 1497 and encodes 498 amino acids. Lineage: Eukaryota; Evosea; Mastigamoebida; Endamoebidae. The record is from RefSeq and is a predicted model, not a curated record. The transcript has a single exon.
AUGUCACAACCUCAAAAAAGAUAUUAUGAAUUUAGAGCCAUGCACGGCUUUAUAACAAUGAACUUUGCACCACAACAAAAAGUUCCAAAUAAAGAAACAAUAAAAAAUGCAAUUGAACAGUGGUGCUCCACAAAAAAUAAACAAGCUCAUAUAAAAUAUUUAGCUAUAGUGAAAAUUACACAAGGACUUAAUAAGCACCUCCAUGCUUUCUUCGAACUCGAGGAUGUUGCAUAUACUAGAAAAAGGGUGUUGGUGAAUAUCAAUGGAAAUCCAGAAAUUAUUAAGUUUGAAAAAAUAACAGAAAAUAAAAAUUAUGAUGGUUCGUUUAAUUCUAUCAUCGAAUAUUUAAAAAGACAGAAAGAUAAAAAUCCAAAUGAAGGAGCAAUAUUCGAAGAAAUUGGAAAAAUGGACAAGAACAAAGGGAGAUUAGGAGAUACAGACAUAGGAAAAGCACUCAGAAUGGCAGACUUAGAAGAAGCACAUGCUUACUUAAAAAAUAUCAGCUUAAAAGGUUAUAUGAAUAAUGUAGCUAAGUUUGAUAGUAUAUGGGUUCAAGAGCAUAGCAGAGAUAACUAUGGAAGAAUUAAAAUUAAAUUACAAGCAUGGAAAGAAGACAAUCCAGUUGUCAAAAAUAGUAGAAUAUGGUUAAACUAUGCUCUGAGUGGGAAAACAAAAAGAGUCAAAACAUUAAUAAUUGUAAGUGAUACCAAAAUGGGAAAGACUGAAUUUGUAAAUGACUUGCUGAAAGAUUUGAAAGUAGAUGAGUUUAGAGGAAGAUUUAUGAUGGAUGGACAUAAUGAAAAUGUAAGAUAUGACAUUAGAUUAUUUGAUGAUGCCAAUUUAAACGAUAUUAUUUGGUCCGAAUUUAAAUCGCUUAUAAGUACUAGAGGAGAACAAAUAACUAUAAAUGUAAAAUACUCACAUGCCAGAGUCACUUCCAUACCAACGAUAUUAGUACUUAGUCGUGGAAGUUGGAAAGCACUUCAACGAACAGCUAAAGAAUAUGAAGAUUUUGACUGGUUGAAGAAAAACACAAUAGUACUUCAAACUAAAGAAAAAUUAUAUAUUGAACCACCACCUAAAGCAGAACUAAUACAAGAUAAAAGCAAAUAUGAUGGACUGGAUCAAAAACUAGUAGAAAUGCUUUUAGAAAAUGAAAUUGAAGAGGUAAGUGAAGACAUGGGAGAUGUUACAAUUGGCGAUUUAAAUGAUGUUGUUGAACAAAUAGAACAAGAAGGUCUAACUCCUCCUCUACAAAUAGACAUACCAAAUGAAGAAGAAAUACCAAGUAAAAGAAUAGCAGUUGAUGAUCAUGAAAUACAAAAAAGAUUCUUCGAUACAAGUAAAAAUAUUUUAUCAGAAGAAGGAAAUAAUAAAUAUAUUACAACCCAAAGUGGAAAGAAGAUAAGAAUAGCAGAUGAAGAUAGUAGUGAACAAGAAGAAAGUGAAGACAAUCCAGAUACUCUAAUUAAUAAUUGGAAUACUGGUAAUUUUUAA